UGUGCGCGGUGUUUGCUCAGCAGAAGACCGGAGUGAGAUUUAGUUAAAGUUACAUACAUGCUUUCCAUGAAUGGGUUUGUCCAGCACUAGUGAAGAUCCUGUACCGUGCGGCCGAACUGUCAGAUAUAUCAAUCACUAUCCCAGAUAUUGAGAUUGCCAUCAAGCUGUAUGCCCACUGGAUCACAUGUCUUAAUCGUGGACCACAAUGAACAAAGAACGGGUACUCGAGCAAAGGCUACGGAGAAUUUUUGGCCCACGGCGCAACACAUCAGCCCCUCCAGGCGAGAAAGUACGACCCGAUCGAGGGAUUGCCCGGAGUUUAAAUUGCCUACUCAUACUACGGGUGGGGAGUGUAGGAAGUACUGUACGGUCCAUACAGUUUGGCAGACGAUCAUCAACAACAGUUUACGGGAGUACGAAAUACAGUUACAUUUCGUGAUCAGAUCAGUGUGUAGUGUGUACUGUACUUGUACCCUUGUGGAUGGGGGGUGUGGGUUCCAAUGGCAUGGAAACUGUCAUUGCCGAUCGCGCGCGCUCACCCCAAUUUUUGGCUUUAUUGAUGAUUGGGACUCGGGCGUUAUCCUCAGGUGCUGUGCAGGACUGUGCCUACUCAUACUAUCUGGAUACUCAUAAAUUUUGUUUUUUUUUUUUUUUUUUUUUUUUUUGCUGAGGAUGAGCUGAGGCGAUUCAAGAGAAUCACCCGGGAGUGCCGGGCUAGAGAUCAGUCCUACGGGAAGUAAAGGAGUAAAAAGAUAUAUUGUGGGAGUCUCCGUAGUUUAC
Aspergillus japonicus CBS 114.51 is the source of this 780-nucleotide messenger RNA. RefSeq lists its product as uncharacterized. Bases 169 to 633 code for a protein of 154 amino acids. Lineage: Eukaryota; Fungi; Ascomycota; Eurotiomycetes; Eurotiales; Aspergillaceae. The record is from RefSeq and is a predicted model, not a curated record. The transcript has a single exon.